UUAAUAUUAACGAGACGUAUACGCAGCCUCCAAAAUACUUUAAAAUAUUUUAUUUUAGGAUAAAUUUUAUUUUGUUCGUUCCCAAUAUUGAUAUAUUUUCUACAAAAAGUUAUUCUAAAAAGCUUUAAAAACAAAUGCGUAACAUAUAAACAUAAUGCAAAAUAAGCAACAAAUGAAACACGUUUCUGGUCGGCAUUGCAGCGCAUCGUUUACCUGCGCCAGCUGUGCGACUGAAACACCUGGGUCGGGUUUCAGUAGCAGUGGGCUGGACUGAGAAAGAUAUAUUGAAACUUCACAGGCAAGCGUUAAACACUGUUGAAAUGUUUGCCGAGAAGUCAUGUAACACAUCCGAGCUCAGUCAGUGGAACUAAGUUCUAGCGGUUUACGAUAGGACUGGGCACAAUUCCAGCAUGCAAGCUUGAUGCGACUAAAUGCUGUCAUAACCAGCUGAACUGCAAACUUGGCCACAGGAACGUCCCUCCCACUGUUUUAGGAGUGAAUCAGUGAGGUUGACAGUUUAUUGAAUGAAUUGGAGGUCACACCAACAGCAAACACAGACAUCAUGAAUUCCCAGAGCAGCUUUGGGAGCGACUUUAUGUUUCAAUCCAUCAAUGAUGAACUAAGUGCAUCUUUGACCACAGCAGACGAGCUUUCACGGGAGUUCAGCUCGCUCCUACAGGAAGCCACUCCUGUUGUGCAAACCACCACUGAACAGAGUUCUGGCCCCAAAUCCCAGAACGGCAGUGAUGGCAACAGCAGUUUGUACAGCGCAAACAAAAAUGUCAGUGAGAACAUCCAGGGGAGCUCCACGAGCAGCUUGACCACAGUUCCCAGCCAACGCUCCCUGGACUCCACCCUCAGCAGGAAAGACUCUAACCUGGAUGUACCUCCUGCCAUCGUGCUUGGGCCGUCAUAUCCUGCACCAAACCUGGACUCACCUUCUGGCAUGAAUUUUAGGCCUUCAUCUCCCAGCCCUUUAACCCAGCAGCACUCCCCAUUUUCAUCACCGAGUGCUAUUAGACAAGCAUCGCCAAUGCCCCUGAGGCCUCAAAAUUCUAGAGGAUCACUGAGCUAUAGGGAGCAGCCACCCAUUUCCAGCCCCACCUGUGACAAUAAAACAUCUCGCAGCUUGGUGCAGCCCUCAGCUAGUCCCUUAGCUAUGUAUGACUCUUCAAGUCUCAGGCCUUCGAGGUUGGAUAGAACGUCUUCCCCUCAACCUUUCAAUCAGCCAGCUGCCAGUACCCUACCACGCAAUUUCCAGCCAUUCAGACCCUCAGAAGAGGGAAUGCAGAGACAGAAGAGCCCCUCUAAGUGGAACGAGACAGACCUGGAUGUGCCAUAUGAUAGAAGGCCUCACCAAAGUUAUGACAAGAAUGAAUGGGUAAGACCAUCUGUACCCAACAGUAAUUGGAAAGAAUCUAACCUGGAUGCACCUCCUUCCGCUAAGAAGGAUACUGUGCCCCAUCAGCUCUCAUCCUCUUUCAGCUCACUCCCACGGAACACCCGUAUCUCAGUGUCCCCUGAUCUCGCGUUAACCACCAGCUUUCCUUAUGGCCCUCAGCCAAUCAUUUCCCGUAUCUCCAUUCCACCUGCAACCUCUGGAGUCCGGCAGCAUAGGCCCAUCCCACUGUCCAUCAUAAUGAGGCUCCAAAACCCCUACUAUGCUGCAGAGGCCGCCAGAUAUGCCCCUGGUCCAGUGAAAGAUCCACAGCAAAGAUUUUACAGCCAACGUCUUCCCUUGCCCCGAGAGUACUUGCAGCAAGGUCAAAUCCCUCAACCUCAGAGACAGAAGACCUAUUACAGAGAAGCUGUUCUUCACCCUGGAGAUGUUGAAGCUGAGCUUGACAGACAGGAUAGCACUACAAUAGAAGGCCCUGGGUGCUUGAUUGACCAACGCAAGAAACCAGAAGAAGAGGGUAAAGAAGAUCCAGAGAUGCCCCCUCGCCCACUCAGCCCCACACGCCUGCAGCCUGUGAUCGCCCCUGAGGCAGAGCUAUUCGGAGACCUAGAGGAUGUGAUGCGGAUCCGGGCCGAGUUCCCCAGGGCCCUGAAGAGACGGGGCUCAGUUGAAGUUUCUCAGCCCCUGAAAAAGUUGCCUGUUUCCCAACCCAACUAUUACAAGCAGAUGAUGAAUAAACUGUUUCGCAGGACGACCCUCUACAUCAAGGAGGAACAGUUAGUCACCGAAAGUGGCAGCUCUUCAGAUGGAGAGGACAGUCCCAAAUCACCAACAGAACCUCCCUUACCAAUCACAGAGAUCCAGGUCUCCUCUGAACAAAAGGGCCUUCACUCUAUCUUGCGGAAAGCCAGUAAAGCCAAAUCGUCCAGCCGUAGAGCUCACCUGAGCCCACUGGUGCUGAUGUUGGAUGGGGCUUUAGUAGGAGAAUUAGAAACUGUACAGAGGGCUGCACAGGAGAUGAGUGACCCAAGUCAGGCUAAUGAUGAAGGCAUCACGGCUCUUCACAAUGCCAUCUGCGGUUUACACUUCCCAGUGGUCGAGUUCCUGGUGCGGAUAGGAGCUAACGUUAGCGCUCCAGACAGCCACGGCUGGAUGCCUCUGCACUGUGCUGCAUCCUGUAAUGACCGUAAAAUGUGCGAGUUCCUGGUGCGGAACGGGGCAGCGGUGAUGGCAGUAACAGACAGCGAUGGUGCCACAGCAGCACAGAAGUGUGACCCGUACGCUCCGGGCUUUGAGGAGUGUGAGAGCUUCUUGAAGGGUGUGGAGGAAGCCAUGGGCGUGGAGAACAGUGGGGUGGUGUACGCUCUAUGGGGAUAUCCUUCCCAGGCUCCAGACGAGCUGAGCUUCAAAGAAGGAGACAUGGUCACCAUCCUGCAGAAGCCUGAGGGGGUAGACUGGUGGUGGGCUUCACUAUGUGGCAGAGAGGGCUUUGUACCAAACAACUACUUUGGGCUUUUUCCAAAAGUGCGGCCCAAGUCACUGUGCUAAAGCACAGAAUCCAUCCUCAGACUUUAUACAGAAGGGACUAAGUAACAGACUCUGAUCCAUGCUUGGCAAAUCUGAGAUCCCUUUUUUGUUUUCAAACACACAAUGUUUUUUUUCCCCCUCAUUCCUGUGUACUGGGACAGUUGUGAUGGGAUUCUAUACAUUCACACUGCAGUAAUUCAGCAAUCUGUCAUUGAUGUAUUCCCAUUUCUGUUCAAAUUAAAGUUCUCGACCAUACCAGGCUGCUAAAAAUACUUCUACCAUUAAUCACUCUAACGUCCAUGACUGCAAACACGCUUGCAUAAGCUAAGUGCAAACUGACGUUAAGAGCACUUUUGCCCAGGAAUUUUCAAUACAUGGUUAGUAUGGUUAAGUCUCACAAUUCCUUGUUUGGAGAGGCUAAUUCUCUGUCUAGAUCUGUGGGAUUGAGAAAGGAAGAAAGGAAUUCACAGACUGUCAGAUUUGUUUAUCAGUUGUUAGUAGUAAAGAUGCAUCGGAACAAAGAUAUGUUAAAGAAGAAUUUGAAUGAUUGGUGCCCUAACUCAUCUUCUGAUUACAGUAUUUCACCCAAAAAGUUUUUCUUUAUGUAACAUGAUGAAUGUUUUAUCUGCUACCUAUUUCUCUACUGUUGUCACAGUGAUCUUUAGAUAUGAAAUAUGUUUAAGAUUUCUCCUCAAAAUAACAUACUUUUCUCUACAUGUGGGUUGUGUAUUAUAAUUGUGAUGCUUUGGUGAGGGAUAUUUUUUAGAAGGUGAGUUUGUUUUAGAGGUGACUGUGUGUGUGUAAGUGUGUUUUGAUUUGUUUCUUGUUAAAUCCUUUGACUGUGACUUUACAAUGACAAAUAUUACUCUCUGUAAUACCCUUACACAAAAGCAACAAAUAAAUAUUAAUUGCA
This is a messenger RNA of Myxocyprinus asiaticus (Chinese sucker), 3839 nucleotides long. It is a transcript of the gene ppp1r13l, whose product is annotated as protein phosphatase 1, regulatory subunit 13 like. Gene Ontology annotation, molecular function: transcription factor binding. NCBI's taxonomy places the organism in Eukaryota, Metazoa, Chordata, Actinopteri, Cypriniformes, Catostomidae. The record is from RefSeq and is a predicted model, not a curated record. The transcript has 14 exons. Gene Ontology annotation, biological process: regulation of transcription by RNA polymerase II; positive regulation of cell differentiation. Bases 563 to 2947 code for a protein of 794 amino acids.